UGCGAACUACCGGCGGCCCGGGGACUUGUGAUGCGGCCGGCUGCGAGGGCGGAGGUCCGAGCGAGGCACUCCUCUGGACGCCUGCAUCCUGGAGUAAGAGCCGUCUGCAAGGUGGCCGGCGACUGAAGCCGGGCCGGUCGGCCGGACAACUCCAGGGAUCCCGCCUGCCCACGCGGUCUGGCAAGAGUCCGGGAGCACCGACCCCGUGGCGAGACUCCGCGCGAGUAGCGUCCAGUAAGUUGAAUGCGUCAAAAGACGUUCCGGUCGACCUUGCAUUCACCAUCAUCAGGGAAACGGUCUCCUUCCGAGUCUUGGCAGUAAUCUUGCCUUUACACACUUUCAUCUGAGAGAAAGCGGACACCCGGUGUCUUCGCCAUGAAGACGCUGGCCUGCCUGCUGUUGGUCCUGGGGCUGGCGAAUGCCCGUCGCACCCCCGGACGGGCGGCGUGUGCCGAGCAGGCGCCCAGCAGGCCGCUGCUGUGCUACUACGAGGGCCGGGUGCCCAUCGAGGACAGCGUGUACCCGUGUCUCUGCAGCCACAUCGUGCACACCUCGGCCGCCUCAGUCGCCGACGACUUCACGCUGCGGCUCGACCCCGGCGUGUCGCGGCUGGCGGGGGCCCUGAAGGCGCGCAACCCGGCGCUCAAGCUGCUGGCGAGCGUGGGCGGGGCGCGCUCCGAGCGGCUCGUCAAGUCCGCGGAGAGGCGGGCAGCCUUCUCUACCGGCGCCGGGCGCGCCCUGCGGGACUCCGGCCUGGACGGGCUGGAGCUGGACCUGCGGCUGCGACCCUCCGGCGGCAGGCAGGGCGUCGCAGAGCUGCUCAAGGCACUGCGCGGCGAGCUGGGCGGACAGCCGGAAGUGAGGACGAAGAGGGACUACGACGUCAUCGAGACAAGCCAUGAAGACGUGGAAGCGCCUUCCUGGAAGCCGAACAAGAGGAACGCGACGACGGCGCGCCACGCCCGCCGCAGCGACGCAGCCGCCGCCGACAAGCAGAACACUCUGGCGGACGAGCUGGAAGACUCCGCCUCCGGCCUGCUGCUGCUCAGGGUGCCCGUGGAGCCAGAGGUCAUUGUCAAGAGAUACGACCUCAAGAACAUCACCAAGUACGUGGACUGGUUCACGGUGCCGACCCACAACCUGACAGACCCCUCCGAGGAAGGACUCACCUUCCACCCCAGCCGGCUCAUGGGACUGGCUGACCUCCUCAACACGGACUCCAUGCUGGACCUCCUGACCGGACUGGGGGUUCCCCACGACAGGAUCAUCAUCUCCGUCCCGGCCUCCGGAGUCAAGUUCACGCUCGAAGACCCCAAGAAGAACACGCCGAGGUCGCCCGUCGUCGCAGGACCGGAAUGGAUCAGCCAGGGAAAGCUGUGCUCGCUGCUCUCCGAGGGCGGAUGGACGAUGGAGAGGGAUGAGGAUCUCACAGCUCCCUACGCGUUUCGCAACAACACGUGGCUGGCCUUCGACGACCACAUCAGCGCGGGGAUAAAGGGCACGUACGCCCUGCUGCGCGACCUGGCGGGCGCCGCCAUCUUCCCCCUGGACGACGACGACCUGGGAGGAGCGUGCGCGUCCUCCAACAAGACGACCUCUUCGCCGUGGCUGGUCAGCAGCCUGCACGACGCCUUCACCCGCCUCGCCAGGAAGCCGCGAGGGGCGGUGCUGGAGUCGCUGCAGGACGAGAUCAGGCAGUCCACCCUGCUCACUUUCCCCGGAGACGUGCAGCUGUCGCCGUACCGCAUCACGCGCGUGGUGGACAACCUGGGAGCCGUGCACGUCGUGAGGCGCGAGGCCAGGACGCAGUUCGAGUGCUCUCGCCAAGGGUACUUCGUGCACCCUCUCGGCUGCAACAGGUUCUACCGCUGCGUGAAGUUCAACCAGCGGUCGGCGGACUUCACGGUGUUCGAGUACGACUGCCCCGCGGGGCUGGCCUUCGACGAGCGCUGGGAGGUGUGCGUGUGGCCGGGCUCCCUGCCGCGGGGGUCGCCCUGCACCGGCUCCAGCGAGAUAGCGCCCGUGCCGCGCGCGCGCUACGCCUGCCCCGCCGUCGAGGGCUACUACGCCGACCCGGAGAACUGCCGCUGGUUCUUCGCCUGCCUGGACCACGCGCGCGACGGCCUCAGCCCGCUCACCGCCUACGAGUUCAGGUGUCCUUUCGGGCUUGUGUUUGACGAGCGAUCGCUGACAUGCGACUGGCCGUGGGUGGUGGAAGGAUGUGGGAGUGGCCUCAGAGCCGCGGGUUACUUCGGCGCCGUGCAGUUCGGCGCGGGCGCUCUGGGCCACGGGGGCUACGGCGCCGGCGGCGCUGCAUACGGCGACGCCUCCAUCAACGCUGCAGCCUCCAUAGACAGUGGCGCAGCUGUCAAUGCUGCCGCAGCAAGAGCUGCUGCUGCUCAGGCUGCAGAGUACCAACGACGCAACAACGCUGCUGCGGCCGCCAACGCGGCUGCUCUCAACGCUGCUGGCGCUCAAGCUGCAGGCUACCAAUACGGCAAUAACGCCGCCAAUGUAGGUGCGCUGAAUAUCGCAGCUGCCAACGCUGCUGCAGCGGAGGCUGCAGAAUAUCAACGCCGCAACAAUGCUGCCGCCAGUGCAGCUGCUGCUAACGCUGCAGCAGCUCAAGCCGCAGAGUACCAACGUCGUAACAACGCUGCAGCUGCCGCAAAUUCUGCUGCAGCCAAUGCUGCUGCCAUAAAUGCUGCUGCCAUAAAUGCUGCUGCAGCUGAAGCUGCAGAUUACCAACGGUUGAACAAUGCUGCUGCCAGUGCAGCUGCUGCUAACGCUGCAGCAGCUCAAACCGCAGAGUACCAACGUCGUAACAACGCUGCUGCUGCAGCCAAUGCUGCUGCCAUAAAUGCUGCCGCAGCUGAAGCUGCAGAUUACCAACGGUUGAACAAUGCUGCUGCCAGUGCAGCUGCUGCUAACGCUGCAGCAGCUCAAACCGCAGAGUACCAACGUCGUAACAACGCUGCUGCUGCAGCCAAUGCUGCUGCCAUAAAUGCUGCCGCAGCUGAAGCUGGAGAUUACCAACGGUUGAACAAUGCUGCUGCCAGUGCAGCUGCUGCUAACGCUGCAGCAGCUCAAGCCGCAGAGUACCAACGUCAUAACAACGCUGCAGCUGCCGCAAAUUCUGCUGCAGCCAAUGCUGCUGCCAUAAAUGCUGCCGCAGCUGAAGCUGCAGAUUACCAACGGUUGAAAAAUGCUGCUGCUAGUGCAGCUGCUGCAAACGCUGCAGCAGCUCAAACCGCAGAGUACCAACGUCGUAACAACGCUGCAGCUGCCGCAAAUGCUGCUGCCAGUGCAGCUGCUGCUAACGCUGCAGCAGCUCAAGCCGCAGAGUACCAACGUCGUAACAACGCUGCAGCUGCCGCAAAUGCUGCUGCAGUCAAUGCUGCUGCUCUUAAUGCUGCCUCCAUAAAUGCUGCUGGCGCUCAAGCUACAGGCUACCAGUACAGAAAUAACGCUGCCACUGUAGGUGUACUUAAUAUCGCUUCGGCAAAUGCUGCUGCAGCAGAAGCUGCAGAAUAUCGACGACGUAACAAUGCUGCUGUUGGUGCAGCUGCUGCUAACGCUGCAGCUGCUCAAGCCGCAGAGUACCAAAGGCGUAACAAUGCUGCAGCUGCCGCAAAUUCUGCAGCAGCCAAUGCUGCUGCCAUAAAUGCUGCUGCAGCUGAAGCUGCAGAUUACCAACGUUUGAACAAUGCUGCUGCCAGUGCAGCUGCAGCUGAAGCUGCAGAUUACCAACGUUUGAACAAUGCUGCUGCCAGUGCAGCUGCUGCUAAUGCUGCAGCAGCUCAAGCUGCAGAGUACCAACGUCGUAACAACGCUGCAGCUGCCGCAAGCGCUGCCGCAGCUGAAGAAGCAGAUUACCAACGGUUGAACAAUGCUGCUGCCAGUGCAGCUGCUGCUAAUGCUGCUGCAGCUCAAGCUGCUGAGUAUCAAAGGCAAAACAGUGCUGCUGCUGCUGCAGCAGCUAAUGCUGCAGCUAUAAAUGCAGAAUAUGAGCGGCGAAAUAAUGCUGCUGCUAAUUCUGCUGCAAUCAAUGCCGAAUAUCAACGCCGGAAUAAUGCUGCAGUUGCUGCAAAUAUUGCAGCUCUCAAUUUAGCUGCAAAUAAGCAACAGCAAGCUCCAGAGUCAGAAGGAUAUGUGUAUGGGCGUGGCAGACAACAGAUAGGUACAGGUGCGGGAGCAUUUUCUCAAGGGUCGUUUGGAAGUGGUAACAAAGUUUCGUACAUUGCCUCUGGGCAAAGGUCAGAAGGUUCCGAUUCAUACUACAGGGAUCGAGACAUUCCUUCAUUCGCAUCUCUUCCCGACUCGUUUGUUUCUGGAGGAAGAAUAGACAACACUGGUGGUGUCGUUUUGGGCACGCAUCUGGUGGGUCUAUCAGGCUUGGAAGGUGGUGCUUUUGGUGCUACUGGAGGAUAUGCAGGUGCAGUAAGAACAGGUGCAAGGCCAGCUCUGGUGCCAUUUGGUUCCCGAAGUGGUGCCAUUGGAACUGGUGCUGCUGUUGUUUCAGGGACAGGAUAUGCACCUGCAGGUAGGUACCAACCAGGAUUAAAUGUGGUUACACAACAAGCACAAUCUAUACCAGUUGUUCAGGCGGUGACACCAGUCCCAGUUGUUCAGCCUGUGGCUCGUGUACCAAUUGUUCAGCCAGUGGCUCAAGUUCCACUUGUUCAGUCGGUGACACCAUCUUCUGUAGUUCAACCAGUGAGUCCUGUUUCGUUCCUGCCUGCUGCCAGGCGGCCAGUUGUCCAGCCAGUAUAUAGUGUUCAAUUUGUUCAAUCUGUAACACCAGCCCCAUUUGUUAAGACGGUAACGCCGGUCUCGUAUGUUCAACCUGUGAGUCAGGUUCCGGUUUAUCAGCCAUUUGCCAGGGUCCCAGCUGUUCAGCCAGUGGCACAGAUCCAGACAGUGCAGUCAGUGAAACCAUCCCCAUUCGUUCAGUCGGUGACCCCCAUCCCAGUUGUUCAACCUGUGAGUAAUGUCCCGAUUUAUCAGUCUGGUGCCAAAGUCAAAUCUGUGAGACCGUCCUCAUUCAUUCAAUCAGUGACACCAGUACCAGUCGUUCAGUCUGUGACACCAGUACCAGUCGUUCAGUCUGUGACAUCAGUGCCUGUCUUUCAACCAGUUUCUCAGGUCUCAGUGGCCCAGCCCCUUGCUCAGGUUCCAUUCGUGCAAACAUAUACUUCAGCCCCUGUCAUCCAGGCUCAACCAACCAUUGUUGAUGUUCCUAGAGCGAAUGUCCAGACAUAUGUCAGAAGGCCUCAGGUAUCUUUCAGGAGGCCAUCUUCUGGAUAUUCUUUUGUUCAGAACACACCCAGACCCACUUUGUUGCAGCUUAGUACACCUCGUCCCCAAGUCAGUACAGUAUUUUAUGAUGGACCUAGUUACCAGAGUACUCCGAGGACCGUUUACCCUCAAGGACAAGUUAUUCAAACUGUAGUGCAGCAACCCGAGGUAAAAUUAGUUGGUCAGACACCAGCUUCUUACUUUAUAGCAGGAAAAUCACAGCCAACUCUUAGAAGAAGGCCUGUAAUUGCCCAACCGCAGUAUGUAGAAACAGUGACUGAACGUCCUAGAGCAACAAUACUUCGACAGCAAACAUUCGAGGCAGCACGACUACCUGUAGUACAGCCUUUUUCAGUGGAGACACCAGUCGUAUUCCAAAGUACAACUCCUCGUCCUGUUUAUGGUGCUCCUGCAGUGUCGCAGAUUAGAUUCCAACAAGUAACAGCAACUGGCAAAGUUACACCCUUAGUUCAACAAAAUGUGUUCGAAACACCUGUCAGGACUGGCGGAGCCCAGAUUCUACAACCUGUGUCUCAACAAGUUCCUGUAGUUACAUAUCAAAGCACUCCUAGACCUGCAUUCAGGAUACCAGCAGUUUCUAGAACUCAGUAUGUGCAAGGGGUAGAUAGUAAACAGUUUGUUCCUGUUGUUCCACAGCAAAAUCCUGCUUUUACUUCAAUUGAGCAAAAACAAACGAAUAUUUUGCAGCCUUUAUCGGUAGAUGUACCUGCUGUUACUUAUCAAAGCACACCUAGCCCAGUUUAUGUUUCUACUGCAUCUACUCUUCCUAAGUUCAUCCAGCCAACAGUUAGCACUGUACCUCAGCAAUCUUUUGUGAAAACAACAGGAACAUCUUUUAUUCAGAGCACACCCAAGCCAUAUUACAGACGUCCUGAAAUUGGAUUGUCUCCAGUUCUACCUCAGACUGUUUUUGAGCCCACCAGGCAAACUAUUCUACGAACAUCAUUCAGGAAGCAGGUUGCCCAGGCUUUCCCCAGUAUUGCCCCUAUUUUAUCUCAGCCAGAAUUUCCCAUUAAUCCAGUGACUUCUGUCCCAGUAACAACUUACAGAAGACCUGGAUUUAGGCUCAGACCUACACCUCAAAGUAUCGCUAUUUCUACUGCAGACCAGGCCUCAGUAGACGAUGGUUAUGUGUACAGCAAGCCGACUUUUGUCUUUAAUGGAGUUUCAACAACUGCAGCACCUGCCUUAGGGGUUACUUUCAACAGUUUGGACGUAUCAUCAACACCAAGGCCUCUAGCCUCAGGUAUUGUCGAUAGUGGACUAACAUAUAAGAGACCUUCCAACAUAUUCCGCUCAGGCAAUAAAUACACCCUUGGAACCACUUUCCAGAAUCCUUCAGUUAUUUUUCCAACAUCAACACCUUUCACUCCAUUACAGGAGGUUAGAGUACCUAUUUAUAAUGUUGACGAAAACUUUGGCUUAAGAACUCAAUUGAAGGGAGGUUAUAAUCCCCAACUGGUAAGUAACUUCAGUCAAUCAAGUGUUCGAUAUGGAAGUGAUUUUGGUUCGAAUACUCUUUUGGAAUAUCCAGGAUCAGCUGGUUUUGGAGUGGCUCAGCAAGAUAUUUAUCAGUAUCAACAACCCAUAAUAAGUACUCCCCAGACUGUUGUAUACACUGGUGGAAGAGUUGGUGCUAGAAGGCGUCCACAGUCGAAGGGUCGUGUAAAUACAUACUCUACCACUGCUUUCCCCAGUUCUAUUUCUACAUUCUCCACUAUAUCCCCUACAGUAGCAUACCCAACAAUAUCCACAACUGACAGCAGCAUAUUCCGAACAUCAAACAUACCUUCCUCAACAGUGUACUCGACAACUGCACGCCCAGUUACUUACACCCAGGGCAUUUACACAUCCAGUCCAAGUGUAGGUUACGUGCCUACUUCGCCAUUAUCAGUUCCUAGAGGAUAUCUUCCUCCGCGUAGACCAGGUAGGGUCCGUGUAUCUACCACUGCUUCUCCCAACACUGUUCAAUCCACAACUCCUGUAAGUGGAGGCUCUGUAGACUUAGGUUACUCGGUCAGGCCUGGACAGAGCAGGAAAGGUUCUGGCAGCAGAUCAAGAAUAAGUGGUGACCAAAAUGUGGGUGUAUUAUUAGAUCAAUAUUCUGGUAAAUUUGGCAGCAACAAUGAAAACUUUGUAAGUGAUGUAAUACAGGGUGAUCUGUUUAGGAAACCAGGUGGUAGAGGUGGUAGUAGAGGUAGAAUUACUUCAACAUCCGGAAUUUUCGAAUCAACAACUGUACCAUUCAGGUACACUAGCAAGAGGCCAACUUAUUCAACCACAACAUCAAACUUGGGUCUUUCUACGUCAUCCGAGUUGUCUGGUGAUAACAUACAAACAGAUGGUGGGAAAACAGAGCUUGGUACAGCAACCAUCUAUAACGGUGAUGGAGGUGUCGAAUAUGAAGCUGUUAAAAUUGGCUAUGGCAAAACGAAGGGUUCAAAGGAACCAGUUGUAGUUGUCACGAGGUUAAGCGAUGUCAACCCUAUUCUUGUCGCCAAGCUUGGAGCCCAAUGCACAUGCAGAUCAAAUGCAAUUGCACUCAAGAAACCAUCUUCUAGAGGUCGUACAUCUGCUGCGACAACAUACUCUCCUCUCGAAUACGACGCCACACCUACGUCUUUCCCAGCGCUUUCCUAUACUUCCGUAACCCCUGCACCUUCUCUCGCAUAUGAUACCCUGAGUUCCACUCCUGAAAUUUCAGCCAGUGGUUCACGAACUCGCUUCAAUUCGGCACCAGUAGUUGUCACACCCAGACCAGGCGUUCUUCGUACCGGCUCGCCUACGGUCGCUUCUCCAACUGGGAAGUCCUCUGUGGAUGUCGAAUAUAGCGCUCUCCUUGCAUCAGGCAUACAACCUGACGAGCUUAAUGGCAGUCCCAGCUUCCAGGACUCUGUGACCUCCGGUAGAAGGCCGAACACUGUCGGUGCCAAAGGGUCCAGAGUCGCUGCUGGUAGCUCCUUCGACCGGUACGGUCCAGGAGGCCUGCGCGGCGCGGACGAAACUUUGCAAGGUUCGGUGGAUUGCCAGAGGCCUGGCUUAUUCCGUCACCCCAAGUACUGCAACAAGUUCUAUGCUUGUCACUGGGACGAGUGGAAGGGACGCUACACGCUUCACGUGUUCAACUGCCCAGUGCAGCUGGCAUAUGAUUCCAAUCUGGGAGCUUGCAACUGGCCCUCGCAAGGACCUGCUUGUGCGGAUGACAAUCUGCUUGUCUAGCAUAACAUCGACUCGUUCAUCAGGCGCUAUGACCUCUGUUCUGGACACAAUGUUGUCACGUCAAGCAUACUAUGUAUGCUUCUCUAAAAUGGAUAUGAUUUUUAACUUAAUUUGGAAUUAUUUCUAACUUUUCUCAUUUUUUAAAUGCCAUCCCUCUGGAGAUGUCACUUUUUGUGCACGUGUGAUGUAAAUGAUUAAAUUUAUAGAUUGUUAAAAUCAUAUAUGUAUUAAAACAUAAUAAAAACAUAAUAAAAACUUGAAACGAUACUUCCCAGUUCAGAAAAAUAAUUGCCUGGUUUUUUUUAGACGUAGCAGAUAAAAUAAUAAAAUCGUACAAAGAAAUUUAACUGAAAAUUCUUGUUCAGAUGUUUUUAUCUCUGUGGUGCGAAUAUCUAGAGGAGACACUAGGCUGCAGGAUGUUAGGAUAGUGUAUUUUCGUGUGAAUAAGGAGAUCUUACUGUAUAUAAACAUGACAUUUGUUGUUUACCAACAUGACAAGUAUUCUGUGAUAAUAGAGUUAGUGCAUCGGCCUAAUGGUAAAUCUGAACAACAAUUUUUCGAGAUAUUUAGUUGGUCAGGUGUAAGCACUCUAAUCCUGUAUAUUUUUGAUAUUUUUUUUUAAAUCUUGCAACUUGGUUUUUCAAAUCACAUACUAACUUGUGUAUUAUGUCUUAAUCAGAAAGUGUGUAUCGCUUGUGCCAAAUGGUGUUUCAACCUUACAUAUUUGUGUAAUGUUCUGAACUGAAUUUUAUCUGUAGAUGUUCAUUUCUGUAAUGUAAAAAAAAAAUAUGCCUUCAUUUUGAUGUAUUACUUUAUUGCUUUUGAUGUCAGAAUGUAAAUCAUUUCCAUCAUAUUUUUUCUGCAUAAUUUAUGUAACAUAAUCAUUCCAUACCUGAUUUUAUUGGUAUUUAUUUUGUAAUUUAUAAUAAAUAUUUUUACGCUAACACUGGGUCAAAUUUCUCUGUUCUCCUUUCAUGUGAGGCCGGUCCCACUGGGAUAACAAUACUCAAUGCAAGCUUCAACUCUGGUUACCAAGUUUACACACACAAAAUUCCAAGUUAAACAAGAUGUGCC
Bacillus rossius redtenbacheri is the source of this 9612-nucleotide messenger RNA. RefSeq lists its product as uncharacterized. Bases 376 to 8538 code for a protein of 2720 amino acids. Lineage: Eukaryota; Metazoa; Arthropoda; Insecta; Phasmatodea; Bacillidae. Gene Ontology annotation, biological process: chitin catabolic process; carbohydrate metabolic process. The transcript has 15 exons. The record is from RefSeq and is a predicted model, not a curated record. Gene Ontology annotation, molecular function: chitinase activity; chitin binding. Gene Ontology annotation, cellular component: extracellular region.